Molecule: messenger RNA, 5838 nt
Organism: Mycetomoellerius zeteki
Lineage: Eukaryota; Metazoa; Arthropoda; Insecta; Hymenoptera; Formicidae
Product: agrin-like
Molecular function (GO): protein binding; calcium ion binding
Source: RefSeq, a predicted model, not a curated record
CCGACGACAACAAUCGCGUACAACAUUAACGUACGCUCUAUUGCUGAUAGUGUGCACCGAAUUAACAGUAUCCCACUGUUGCUACGUCUUCCCGAAAGAAAUCAAAGAUCCCUGCGAGAAGCUGAAUUGCUCGCAAGGCUCGCAAUGUGUGCGAAGCAGGGACGGCAAGGAGGCGACCUGCCAAUGCUUGGAAUCCUGCCCAAAUUUAGGGGAUCACGAGGGAUCGGGACCUGUCUGCGGCACGGACGGGAUCGACUAUCCGACGCUGUGCGACCUAAAUCGAGCUGCUUGUGAGAAAGGUGCUAACAUCACCGUGGCAUUUCGUGGCAAAUGUGAUCCAUGCGGAGGCAUCGAGUGCUCAAAACCAGAAGUCUGUCAGCUGGAUAGUUCGAGGCAACCAGUCUGUCGCUGCGGGGAACAAUGUGGCCUGGAACUUUCGCCGGUUUGCGGAAGCGAUGGCAAAACAUAUUCGAACGAAUGCAACCUUCGACAGGAAGCCUGUCGCUCGAGAUUACCGCUCAAGAAAAUCUACAACGGUGCAUGCAGUUCCGGACAAAAUCCCUGCGAAGCAGCAAAAUGCAACUUCUACGAGCAAUGCACGAUCAAUCGGCAGGGGAUCGCUAAUUGCGAGUGUCGUCCCGACUGCGAGCCGAUAAUGAGGCCCGUGUGCGCCCGCGGCGGAACAACCUACACGUCCAUGUGCGAGCUAAAGAGGCAGGCGUGUCUGACGAGGAACAACAUCGAGGUCGCCUACGUCGGCACAUGCGGCUCCAGAGGACCCUGCUCCGAGAAGAUGUGUCAAUGGGGCGCAAUUUGCGCGGAGAUCGCCGGCAAUGCUGUGUGCGAAUGUCCGACUUGUCCGGCAGAAUUUCAACCUGUAUGCGGCGAUGAUGGCAUCAGCUACAGCAACGAGUGCAAACUUCGCUUGGAGGCAUGUCAGCAUCGACGGGAGAUACGCGUUUUGUAUCAAGGAUUAUGCAAUGGCUGCGAGAAUAAGAAGUGCGAAUUCUACAGCGAGUGCGAAAGCGAUAACGGCGGAGAAGCCAAAUGCGUCUGUCCUUCAAAGUGCGAAACUGCGGUGAAGGACCCACCGGAGGCGGCAAAAGUUUGCGGCUCUGAUGAUGUAACGUACGAUAACGAAUGCUCAUUGAAAAGGGCGUCAUGCAUGAACCAAGUCCUCGUCAACAUUAGCUACGUGGGUGCUUGCGAAUUGUGCGAUCGCGACAGGGUGACAUGCGACCACGGGGCGCAUUGUGUGGCGGGUGUAUGCGUGUGUCCGAAGGUCUGUCCGGAAAGCAGCGGCGAGCUUGUUUGCGGUAGCGACCUUAAAACUUACCGGUCCGAGUGCGAACUGCAGCAGGCGGCCUGCGGCAGGGACCCCAAGUUGUCGGCGUUGCACGUCAUAUUUUAUGGAGACUGUUCCGAGAGAUUGGCCGCAGCAGCAUUGACGACCAAGUCGACGCCCGCGGUGACUCGCGUGGUCACCACCAUCGCCGACGUGACUAGCACGCAGGAACGGGAGGCAUGCAAGGACAUACACUGCGACUUCGAGGCGACUUGCGAGCUCGGCCCGGACAAGUUUCCCAGAUGUAGCUGCAGAUUCGAUUGCGCCUCCAUUUCACCGGAGAAUAUGCGGCCCGUCUGCGGCAGCGACCUCAGAAUUUACUCAUCCCUCUGCGCCAUGAAAAUGGAGGCUUGCCAGAGGCAACAGGAACUCAGAUUGCGACCUCUCGAUCUCUGCCAAGGCAUGGAAGUCAAACCUUGCAACGGCGAUCCUCCGUUAGUGGACUCCGAAGGUAAAGAGUACGACUGUGGUAGUGGACCAGAACGCAAAGACUGCCCUAGCAAUAGCUAUUGCCAUCAAACGACGCGAUUCGCUCGUUGUUGCAAGAAAGUUCACGGUAUCCAGAUGGUAAAAUGCGCGGACUCAUGGCACGGCUGUUGUCCGGACGGGAAAACCGCCGCACUCGGCCCGGACGGUGCGGGUUGCCCGAGUUUAUGUGGUUGCAACCGACUCGGCAGCGUGUCCGACACCUGCAACCCAGAAACCGGUCAAUGCGAGUGUAAGCCUGGUGUGGGUGGUCUCAAGUGCGAUAGAUGUAUGCCGGGUUACUGGGGACUGCCGAAGAUAAGCGAGGGUUAUCAAGGAUGCAUACCAUGCGGCUGCUCGCUAUUCGGUUCCGUAAGAGAGGACUGCGAACAGAUGACAGGACGUUGCGUUUGUAAGCCUGACAUCCAGGGACAAAAAUGCACAAUCUGCAACGAUCACAACAAGAUACUCACGACUACCGGCUGUUACUCAGCGGACAUGAUACCGCCCGUACCAACGAGCUGCAACGAGCUGGAGUGCUAUUCGGGCGGCCACUGCACGGAGAUCGGCGGCGUACAUUGCGUAUGUCCGUCUGCCUGCCCGGCGGAUGUACCGUCCGUGCCGGUAUGCGGUAGUGACGGGCAGACCUACGACAACGAGUGCGAGCUGCGGCUCUACGCGUGCGGCCACCAGGCCGACGUGGUCACGCAGGCCUUUGGCCAUUGCAGAGACGAUACUAUGGUUAAUACGGACUUCCCCGUUAAGAGAUACACAGCUGUACAGUACACUCAACCAGCGGCCGCCAUUUCUCCAUUGUCCAAAUCCACGCGGCAUCUUUUGGUACCAGAGCCGGACCCACGAUAUUAUUACACCCAUCGAGCUCAUCAAGAAACCAUCACCAUCGACAGAGAUAAUUUAAAACAUGGAGUGGCCGCAGUGUAUCGACCGACACCAGCAACGAUUCGAGUAGUCACCGCUCUAUUGGGUGAUCUCUGCAACGACGACAAGGAUUGCACUAUACCGAACAGCGAAUGCUCAAAGGGCGGCUGUAUCUGUUCCGAGGGCUACGCGGAAACUAGCGAUCGGCAAGAGUGCUUCGCUAAUUACGUUCCGGUGACACCGACCCAGGAAUUUCGCGCGUGUCUUUCUUAUCCCUGUCACAUGACUUCGACCUGCAUCGAUUUGCCCAGCGCAACUUUCGUUUGUAUAUGUCGACCAAAUUACACCGGGCUGCUUUGUGACGAGGAGAUCAACAAGCGGGAUUAUGAGAUACCUUCCUUUGAUGGCAAAAGCUACGUAAGGAUGAACCGGCUGAAAGCGUAUCACAAAUUCAGCAUCGAGGUCGAGUUCAAAACGUACGCGGACAACGGAAUCAUACUGUAUAAUCAACAGAAAAAUGAUGGCUCCGGCGACUUUGUCUCAUUGGCCAUUGUCGAUGGAUACGUGCAGUUUAGAUAUAACUUGGGCAACGGACCCGUGGUACUCACGUCACCGGAAAGUAUGAAGACUUUCCACAGAGUGGCGGCCAAAAGAUAUCACAAAGACGGAGUAUUAAUUUUCAAUGACGGCGAAGACGUGGCCGGACAAAGUCAGGGAAUGCUGAAGUCUUUGGACUUGAAUCAGGAUACUUUCAUCGGAAACAUGCCGACUAAUUAUACCAAGGUCUAUGACAACAUCGGCACCAACCAUGGACUCCUCGGCUGCAUACGCAAGCUGAAAAUCAAUCGGAACAACAUAGAUCUGCACGUGGGUCACGAUAGGGACGUUCUCGAGAGUUAUCGCGUAAAGGAAUGCGGCGACAAUGCGUGCGCUAAUCUGCCUUGUCAAAACGGCGCGACAUGCCAACCGAUCUUCGAAGAAGACCUAUGUAACGGCCGGGAUUGCAGGAGAUUACAGAAGAGAGGUAAAAACAAGAACAACAGAGGUGGCAACGGCAAAAACGGCGGGGUGAACAUAGUCAGAUGCAAGGGUUCUCACUGCACGUCGAUUGAUCAGAGAAGGACCAAGAAGAAUGCGAGAAGAGGCGAAUACAUUUCCGAGCUGCAGUACGACAAAAAUUACGACCACGGCAAUUAUGCGGUGGAAAAGUACGAUCCACCGGACUACAAGUGUAUAUGUCCACCGCAGUUCACCGGCAGAAACUGCGAGGAAUCGCUGGACCCGUGCGUCGGCGAACCCUGCCAAAACGGUGCCACUUGCGACAUCCUGCCGCAAGGAGGAUAUGUGUGCAAGUGUCCGCCUGGUAGAACUGGCGAGCACUGCGAGAUCCUAGACGCCGAAUUGACGGAAUUGUUGAUUCCCGAGAUGAACGGGAAUGGAUAUUUGGAGUUGCCCUCUUUGGAAGGCGUCGCGAAAGCGUUCUCCAUUGAGUUAUGGUUUCUCACGCGCGCAAAUGACGGCCUACUACUGUACAACGGUCAGCUGAAUAAUGGCAGGGGCGACUUUAUCAGUCUGAAUUUGGUUCACAGCCGAUUGGAGUUCAGAUUCAAUCUCGGUAGUGGUAUCGCGAACAUUACUUCACCGGAUCCGGUUAGUCGGGAUAUGUGGCACUGCGUGAGGAUUAACAGACUCGGCAGAGAGGGUGUUCUUCAGCUUGACGACGGAACCGUCGCCAGGGGAUUGUCUGGAAGUCCUCUUACGGAAUUGAAUCUAGAAAUGCCGCUUUAUGUUGGUGGCGUCAAACAUUGGCGAGAAGUUCACCGCCUGUCCGGAGCCUGGACCGGAUUAGUAGGUGCCGUACAGAGACUAAUGGUAAAUGGCAAAACAUAUCAGAACCUCGCCGUGAAUGUUACUCAACACAACACGGAGAUUUACGACGGUCUACCGUGUCCCGGCAACGAGAACCCUUGCCACAACGGCGGAGUCUGCCUUCCCUUAUUGAAUAGUUAUCUCUGUAAAUGCGCUAGCGGUUACAACGGCUUGCAUUGCGAAUUCUUUAUGGGCUACGAUGUGUCCGGCACCGAGAUAUCGGAGCGACCUGUACGCUUCGAGGGUGAUAACUUCCUACAAUUUAAACAUCGCUACGGAAGAAGUACUAACUCGACUAACACUACCCUCGGCGAGUACUUUGAGGAGUCCUACUCCGACUACGACUUGGAGGAGGACGACGACUACGAGUACGACAAUUACGAUUACACGGAACGCAGAGGACAGCAAUCGAACAAAUUUGAGCUGCGGCUAAGGACGGUACAUCCUGACGGUCUUAUCGCGUGGGUGGGAAGAGGAAAAUUGGAGCAUCUCUUUUUGUCUCUGCAUGAUGGUCACGUGGUGCUUACUUAUAAGAGUAAGAUUGAUGAAGAAAUAUCCGUAAAGAGUAAGGAGAGAGUGGACGACGGAGUCUUCCAUCACAUCCGAGCGUCCAGACGACGAAAAGCGUGUACGAUUCAGAUCGACGAGAAUAUGCCUGUCAAAGUCUCGAUGGAAACAACGUUACUGACAACCAACGGCAAGGUUUUCGUCGGCGGCAAGCCCGGCCAUCGCGGUAUCAAGGGCUGUGUAACGGACUUCAUCGUCGACAAACGGCGGCUACAACUCGCUAGACGAAAGAUCGACUUCUGCCACGACAACGACGUAUGAUAACGAACCCCGAGUCCGACGAUCGUCAAUGCGACGUCGAUAUCAGAGAAUCUCGUCAACCCGAUGACAUCGCCAUCGUCGACGAGUUGAUCGCGCGAUGUGAAUGCGAGCGUAAAUCGCACGCGGCGGACCAAGAUCGACGAUCGCCUAAAUAUCAACAACGACAAAUACGAUAACGUAUCCUGACGAUCGUCAACGCCAUCCCACGCCGUUGGAGACUCGGCGGGCGUCUCUGGUGUUCCCAGAACUAAUAGACUACGAAGUGCAACGAAGAUUCGCCGUCGAGACAAAGUGUGAAACAAUCAUGUCCAAUCCGAUCGAGCGGCGUGUUGAUUCCUGCCAAAGUUGUGCGAAGAAGUGGUCCUCGUUCAUGCGUAUCGCACCAGGUCCUUGACACAACGUGCGUCUCUCAGGGAAAAGCAAAGCCGCAUUCCGGUACAACAUUCCCGAAA